GAUUCCACGAAGAAGCAGCCAUUCAUAAAGCGUUAUGUCAUCUGCUCUUUUGCUGCAUCGACAGUAACGUUCAGUACACAUCCAGUAGCAUGUUGGGCGCAGUGGUGGUUGGCAUCGGAACCGCUGGGUGGGUCCGGAUCAGGGACAUGUUGGCGCCCCUUCCUGGCAGCUCUGCGGAGAAACUGACUGUCAAAGGGUUCAUAUCAAGGAGGCGACUGGACAGCCAACAAGGAGUUAGUCAGAUCUCAACGGAGGAGGCGCUGAGUCGAGACGACGUUCAUGCAGCUUUUAUCUGCACAGAAAACGUGACCCACGAGGAGAACGUCAGAAGGUUUCUGGAGGCAGGGAAGCACGUAUGUGUGGAGUAUCCCAUGACCCUCAACUACAAAGCUGCGGAGGAGCUGUGGUCCCUUGCUGAGGACAGAGGUUUGAUUCUCCACGAGGAGCACAUUGAGCUGCUGACAGAAGACUACAAGCUGCUCAAGAAAGAAGUGAAGGGGAAGCUCCUGCAGGAAGGAACACUUCAUUUCACCGGUGGCCCUCUGAAGCCUGGAUUUGGUUUCCUAGCGUUCAGUGGAAUCGCCCGCCUCACCUGGUUAGUGGAUUUGUUCGGUGAACUCACGGUCACCGCAGCAACAAUGGUGGAGAACUCUGACAACAACUAUAGCAAGAUGACAGCCAAACUGCUCACAGCUGACAGCAGACCACUGACGUGGAUUGAGGAGCGUGGCCCGGAUCUCCCCAGGACAAAAAACAUCAAUUUUCGUUUUGACUCCUGUGUUCUGACUCAAUUGCCUCCAGCUCCGAGAGGGACCGUGGGCCUCUUCAUGCAGGACCUGGUCCACUUCUGCAACAAGUUGUUGGGCCAAGUGAGUCCAGAGGAGCUUCAGAGAGAGAGAAGACGGGUGCUGCACUGCCUGUCGCUGGCUCAGAGGAUACAGGACGUCUGUCAGAGAUAAAGAGACCAGUCUUCAUGUGGAGCUUCUUCAUACUUGAAUUACGACCAUGCCUUUAUGUUCCGCCACAUCAUUGUUUGGUCAGUUUAUCCGCAAGUGCUGGGUCUGGAGUCAGGGACUGGAGUGUUUAUUAUAAGUGCUUUUCAUCCUUGUUUUUUCAUUUCGGCAUCUUUGUUUGAUGAGCUGUCAGUCAUAUAUGUGUGCAACUAAAUUUCAGGUGGUCUGGCAGUUUAUUUCCCAAAGAAAGUGCAAUAAAAACAAACAAAUUGG
This is a messenger RNA of Synchiropus splendidus (mandarinfish), 1226 nucleotides long. It is a transcript of the gene blvra, whose product is annotated as biliverdin reductase A. The coding region runs from base 90 to 959 and encodes 289 amino acids. The record is from RefSeq and is a predicted model, not a curated record. Gene Ontology annotation, molecular function: zinc ion binding; nucleotide binding; biliverdin reductase [NAD(P)H] activity. Gene Ontology annotation, biological process: heme catabolic process. NCBI's taxonomy places the organism in Eukaryota, Metazoa, Chordata, Actinopteri, Syngnathiformes, Callionymidae. The transcript is spliced from 6 exons.